AGCAUUCCCGUCAUCUCCUCGUUCAAGCACAUCUCUUUCUCUCCAUCAUCAUUAACCACAUCAAUCACAAGCAAACCAAUCAAAAAAACGCAUCAAAGGCACAGCUAAAGCCAUCACAUCAACUCAUCACACAAACACACACACCAACCACACACAAACACAUCCAUCAACAUGCCUCGCCAAGGAGACGGUUCUUCUGACAAUUACAUCGAGCUUGGCCACGACAUCAUCCACGGCGCCGGUCAGGAGCCUGUAAGUGUUACUUUAUCAAGCCUCUAUUAUCUGCCUCUUGACAAAAGACCAACACAAAAUCCUAGACUACCCGCGUCCCACGCGCCAACAAGACCGCCCCCCUUCCCGAGCCCGAGCACGGUCUCGCUAUCCCGGGACUGCAUGCUGCUGGAGGUUCGUGCCAGGGUCUCACCAGGGGUCCUGAAUCAGGACAGGGUCAUGGCUCUAAGUAUGGUCCCAAGAAGUUCCGAUUGGGUAUGAUCUAAUGAAUGAAAUGAAGUUAUGAACAAGAAUCUGGUGUUGUGCCUCUGAACAUCAUGACGGGUUGUGAAGGUGUAAACAGUAAACAAGUCCCCUUUAGAACACUG
Neurospora tetraspora is the source of this 599-nucleotide messenger RNA. RefSeq lists its product as uncharacterized. The transcript has a single exon. The coding region runs from base 172 to 492 and encodes 106 amino acids. Lineage: Eukaryota; Fungi; Ascomycota; Sordariomycetes; Sordariales; Sordariaceae. The record is from RefSeq and is a predicted model, not a curated record.